AUGUGGCCUAGUCCAAUAUCCUUCAGCAUUUUCUUUGAAAAGACUUUAUCGAAUCUCCAAUUAAUCAAAGAGAUAAGUUUUAGACUUUUCUUCAUGUCGGAUGAAGUUGCAAGGCCUUUGAUUAAGUUUCAAAAAUCAUGCUUUUUCUCCUCUGGCCAGUUAAGUUUAUUUUGCUGAUGUCAUUUAAUUAAAUUCAAUUGUUCGAUCUUAGUAUUUUUCAGAGCUACUGAGAAGUCAGGAAUUUCAGGAACUGAAAAUUUUACUCUAAAUAGCUGUAAUAUUUUGAGGUGUUUAAAAGCAGCAAACAGUCUUUUUAACUGCUUUCUGUUUAUGAUUAAAUCUUGUAGAGUGACUGUUUGCUCAAUCCUAGGAGCAAUUCUGAUAAAAUCUGUAAAAUAUCUUGGAAAUGGGAUAAGUAGGCCAUAGCUUAAAGUAAAUCUACUUGUUUUAUUUGGAAAGUGAUCGCGAAAGAACAUUCAAUAAUCUUUAAUCCUAUCUUUUAGUCUUCCAAUAUGAACAAUUCCCAUGUCAGGAAUUGUAAUAUUCUUUAACUUAUUAAAUAAAAAGAAUUCAUCAGGAUUCACUAACCAAACCCCAAAAAUAUAUGCAAAAGAAGCUUCUCCUUUAUAACCUCCAACAGUUCUCUUAAACAACUCCACUUCCAACUCAUUUCCCCUCCUCAGUACCAAUUUCUCUAUAAAAACUCACCACAACCCCCCAAAAUCCCCUCUAACUUUCUACCAAACGCUGGUCCUCACCUUGUUCUGCAUUAUCCAGCUCUGGC
Molecule: messenger RNA, 784 nt
Organism: Moneuplotes crassus
Lineage: Eukaryota; Ciliophora; Spirotrichea; Euplotida; Euplotidae
Source: the annotation of a GenBank genome assembly